Messenger RNA from Fusarium tjaetaba, 1014 nucleotides. RefSeq names its product amidohydrolase. The coding region runs from base 1 to 1014 and encodes 337 amino acids. Lineage: Eukaryota; Fungi; Ascomycota; Sordariomycetes; Hypocreales; Nectriaceae. Gene Ontology annotation, molecular function: dipeptidase activity. The transcript has 2 exons. The record is from RefSeq and is a predicted model, not a curated record.
AUGACUGUCGUUUCCAAGCUUGACGCUUCUGACAAGGCACGCAACAUAAUUGCAAAGGAGACAGAUCGUCUCAGGAGUCAGCUCGAGAAAGUGUGCCUCGACAUUCAUUCACACCCAGAGCUAUGUUACGAGGAAGAAUUUGCUCACGAUACCAUAUGCAAAUUUCUCGAGACCAAUGGAUUCACCGUAAAGCGUCACGCAUAUAAUAUCUCAACAUGCUUCGAGGCUGAAAUAGGCGCUGGAGAGCAUUCUAUUGUGUACUGUGCAGAGUACGAUGCGCUGGCCGGCAUCGGACAUGCAUGCGGCCACAAUCUCAUCGCCUUGUCAAGCAUCACCGCGUUCGUCACAGCAGCAAAGGCAGCCGUUGAACUCGGCCUCGCUGGUAGAAUCCGUAUCUUGGGGACGCCUGCUGAAGAAGGAGGUGGUGGCAAGAUCCGACUCCUGGACGCCGGUGCAUUCGACGGAGCAGCUGCAGCGCUCAUGUCACAUCCGACCAGCAUGGACCGGAUCAAAGAGGUUGAAGGUUUAGCUGGAGCGGCUGGUCUCGUUACUGUCGCUGCGACAAAGGUCACGGCCGAAUUCUUUGGAAAAGCGGCGCAUGCUGGUGCCACGCCUUGGCAAGGUUAUAAUGCGCUUGAUGCUGCUGUUGGCUCAUAUGUGAACAUUUCCAUGAUGAGACAGCAGAUCAAGCCUGCCGAACGCAUCUCUGGCAUCAUUACUAAUGGCGGAACUGCCUCUAAUGUUAUACCCGAUAAGACGAGCAUGGAGUAUAGUAUCCGCAGCAGCACGGCUCACGCGUGUAAUGAUCUGAUUGGAAGAGUGACGAACUGCUUUGAAGCUGCUGCCGCCGCCACGAACUGCAAAGUUGAGACAGGAUCACCAUUUAUAUACAAAGACCAGAUCCUCAACUCGGUACUUUGCGAAACAUUCACUUAUGAAAUGGCUCUGCUGGGCGACAAUUUCCUCCCAAUGGCCAAGGAAGCCGUUUCAGCAGCCACUGAUAUGGGUAUGUAA